CCCUGACGAUGCUAAAAGAAAAGUUGCUUCUCAAAAGUCAAUAAUGUGAACCUCCUUCUCUGCUCCCCCCGUCUUCUCUCUCCCUCCCCCUUCCUCAUUCACUCCAUUUGUCUCCCCAUCCCUCCCCCAAUCUCUCUCUCUCUCUUUCUCUCUGAACCUCAAAGCGCACUAUAUAAAACCUCCCUCCACACUGACACUCAGAUGUACAAACACAUCGGUUGUCGUACCAGCGGCUCCAAACCUUGCAUCAAAAAUCACUCCCUCAGACACUUGAAGCGUUUUAACGGCAGACAUCUGACCCUCCUGAAUGAGGCUGAGAAGAUUCAUCUCUGCUCUCUCGCCUUAGGACCAACCUUUCCUCACUCUAUAUUUCUCCUACAAGUUCGGCAGCUGAUCCCGGCUCAGUCAGAGGGAAAAGAUUUUGUUGCGGCUGAGAAGAAAGAUCAGGGACAGUUUGACAUGAGGGAGGACGCUCCACAAAGAGGUAUGAAGAUCACAUGUCUGUGGGCUGCCGCUCUGCUGCUAUCAGUCAUCUCUCUGGUGACCAGUGCUGAUUCACCAAGUUCCAGAAAUUCUGACUUGAGAGAAAGCUCUAAAUCCAAAGUGAAGACGUACUGGACUGAAAGCAGCAAGGCCGUCUCCAUCAGCCGUCUGCUGUCCCAGACCCUCUAUGGCAAAGAGAACUUCACCUCUCUGGAUCUGAACUAUGAUGAGGCAGACUCGUUCUCUAAACAGGAGCAGUGGAACUGGCUUUACAACAUUUCAAACCCCCGGGACCCUCGAUCCAGGACAAAAAGGAGGCCCAUCGUCAAGACCGGCAAAUUCAAGAAGAUGUUCGGUUGGGGUGACUUCCAUUCCAACAUCAAGACGGUGAAGCUCAACCUUCUCAUCACCGGUAAAAUCGUGGAUCACGGUAACGGGACAUUCAGUGUCUACUUCCGCCACAAUUCGACGGGUCAAGGCAACGUGUCUGUGGGACUGGUUCCACCGACCAAAGCUGUGGAGUUCCAGGUCCACCAGCAGCACCAGCAGUUCCACCACCAUCACCAGCAGCAGCAGCAGCAGCAGACGGCUCUGGAGGCCAAGGACAACAAGCUGUUCAACUGCAGGGUGGAGUACGAGAAAGUUGAAAAGGGUACCAGGAACUCACUGUGUGCCCACGACCCCUCGCAGAGCUGUCCGCAGGAGCAGACCCAAAGCCACGUGUCCUGGCUGUGCUCCAAGCCCUUUAAAGUCAUCUGCAUCUUCAUCACCUUCUACAGCACCGACUACAAGCUGGUGCAGAAGGUGUGUCCAGAUUACAACUACCACAGUGACACCCCAUACCUCCCCACCGGGUGAUCACAUAACCAGACGAGGACAAAAAAAGAAGAAGAAGAAAAAGACGCAGAGAUAGGCUGUCGGGUCAGAUUAUUGGAAUGAAAAUGAGCCAAGACGCUUCAAACUUGAGACGUUGACAGGCAUUAUUACAGCUAACAUAUCUUUGACGCAAGACUGAUCUUGCUCCAAUGAACAGACCUACCCCAAGUUCCUUAUGAGAGCAUUUAGGGAAGCAUUUAUAGCCUUGCGAUACUCAUAUUAUAUGCAUAGCUGCUUACAUUGAAAGAAAAUUCUCAAGCCAACUGUAAAAAUAUGCUGAUUGUAUUUAUGUAAAUAUUGUGGGUUUCACACGAAGACCAGAAAACAAUUUUAUUAAUGUUUUCUCCUGCUAAUUUAGUUGUUUAUGUUGAUAGUACAUUUCCGUCUCAAUCAUGCUUUCUGUCAUUUCCAAUCAGUCUGUGGUAAUCAUUGCAAACACGUAAAUGGCAAUGCAAAUAAGAAGAAUCAGUUAGUAUGCAUUGGAGGGCAAACAUGUUUUGAGUUGUUGUCUGCAGUGUGAUUGUUAGAGUGAAUAUACCUUUCUGAUAUUGUU
Molecule: messenger RNA, 1912 nt
Organism: Etheostoma spectabile (orangethroat darter)
Lineage: Eukaryota; Metazoa; Chordata; Actinopteri; Perciformes; Percidae
Product: neurexophilin-1
Exons: 2
Coding region: 202-1341 (379 amino acids)
Molecular function (GO): signaling receptor binding
Source: RefSeq, a predicted model, not a curated record